AUGUCACGAGUACCUGUUCUCACCAUACCAGAGUCAGCUUACGACCCCAGCACGUAUACUUUAUCGCCUCAUCAAUAUAGUGGUCGUAAAUCCAAAUUAUUAGCAUUCUUGAUUAAAUUGACGCAUGGUUCAGCCAUUACAUUGACAUUGGCGUAUAUAAUAGGGUUAUUUGUCCUUAAGCCGUUGAUGGAGACCACAGCCAGUCGUCGUUAUGAAUUACUUGAACAAUUUCGUGGUAAGCUUCGUGAUUGCUAUUUAAAUCUUAUCGGAAGGGUUAGUUACAUACCUAUUGUGGCCAUAAACAAGAAUGAUGGAAGUGGAAAGUUAUAUGCCGACGCUAUUUGCCAAACAAAUGACUCGUACUUGGAGUCCACCAGUUACAAGACUAUAAGUGAAGAAGAGGAAGAAUUGAACAAAAGCGAUAAAUUAUUCCAAGGCAGAUUAACCACCAGAUUAGCCAGAUUAGCCACAGUGUUGAAAAAUUGUGAAGCAUAUCGUUCCGAGGAGAUACCAAGCUACAAAACAGUCAAUUUUGCCUUGAAGGACUUUCAGAAUAAGGCAGACUUGACGUAUUUCAACUCCAACGAGUUAUUCACCGCAACGGCCGACAAUACCGAUUCACCAAGUGGAUCUGCACCUAGAAAGAGAAAUUUAGCAGUGGAUACGAAGAACGAAAUAAGAAGCAUUAAGGGUUUAUUUAUGAGUGGCCAGAUAUAA
Debaryomyces fabryi is the source of this 717-nucleotide messenger RNA. It is a transcript of the gene PEX17, whose product is annotated as Pex17p. The transcript has a single exon. Lineage: Eukaryota; Fungi; Ascomycota; Pichiomycetes; Serinales; Debaryomycetaceae. The record is from RefSeq and is a predicted model, not a curated record. Bases 1 to 717 code for a protein of 238 amino acids.